CCCGGACGAUCCGGUUCCGCGUCACCUCUCCCCCCGGCGAAAGCGGCGGCGAAGCACAGCAACAGCAUCAUGUCAGGCGCGGCGGCGGCGGGGGUGCUUCCGAAGGCGGUGACCUUCGUGACGGGUAACGCCAAGAAGCUGGAGGAGGUCCGCGCCAUCCUCGGCUCCUCCAUCCCCUUCCAGUCCCUCAAGCUCGACCUCCCUGAACUGCAAGGUGAACCAGAGGACAUAUCUAAAGAGAAAGCACGAAUGGCUGCAUCCCAGGUGAAUGGGCCUGUACUUGUUGAGGACACCUGCCUAUGCUUCAAUGCACUCAAAGGAUUACCAGGGCCGUACAUAAAAUGGUUCCUUGAGAAAACUGGGCAUGAAGGUUUGAACAAUUUGUUGGUAGCUUAUGAAGAUAAAUCAGCUUUUGCUAUGUGCAUCUUUUCUCUUGCUCUUGGACCAGGAGAAGAACCAAUCACAUUCGUUGGGAAAACAAUGGGAAAGAUUGUGCCUGCUAGAGGACCUGCUGAUUUUGGAUGGGACCCUGUUUUCCAACCAGAUGGUUUUGAUCAAACCUACGCGGAGAUGCCCAAGUCAGUGAAGAAUCAAAUAUCUCAUAGGGGGAAAGCUCUUUCUUUGGUAAAAGAACACUUUGCAGCUGCCAACUAUAAAGUUCAGAGCGAUGGUUCAGCUUGAACUUGGUGGGAUUCUGUCUGUACUUCCAUAGUGAUUUUUGCCAGUUCCCCAAGUUGUGAGGACCAUUUGAAGAUGUCAAAUACAUUGAAUACGUUUGGCCUAUCUAUCUGGAUGUGAAUUAAUUGCUUGUGCAACGUGCUCUGUCCCUGAAUUUGAAUGUA
Molecule: messenger RNA, 842 nt
Organism: Oryza brachyantha (malo sina)
Lineage: Eukaryota; Viridiplantae; Streptophyta; Magnoliopsida; Poales; Poaceae
Product: inosine triphosphate pyrophosphatase
Exons: 8
Coding region: 70-681 (203 amino acids)
Biological process (GO): nucleoside triphosphate catabolic process
Cellular component (GO): cytoplasm
Molecular function (GO): nucleoside triphosphate diphosphatase activity
Source: RefSeq, a predicted model, not a curated record